Messenger RNA from Trifolium pratense (red clover), 831 nucleotides. Its product is annotated as 50S ribosomal protein L35, chloroplastic. The record is from RefSeq and is a predicted model, not a curated record. Gene Ontology annotation, molecular function: structural constituent of ribosome. The transcript is spliced from 3 exons. Lineage: Eukaryota; Viridiplantae; Streptophyta; Magnoliopsida; Fabales; Fabaceae. Gene Ontology annotation, cellular component: large ribosomal subunit; ribosome. Bases 143 to 595 code for a protein of 150 amino acids. Gene Ontology annotation, biological process: translation.
GUUUUACCUCUAUCCACAGAAUCAAAGCUGUCACAACCACUUGAUUGAAAUGUAAUCUAUGCAUCUUCUUUAUCCACAACCGCAUACUAGUCUUAUUCAAUCUUAAACCAAUAACGAUAACGAAACUCACACUCUUCUUAACAUGGCGUUGGCUUGUGCAACAGCCACAGUCUCCUCUUUCACCGCCUUGAGACUUCCAUCAUCAUCUUCUUCUUCUUUCCGUGUCUCUUUCAGUUCCGUUAAACUUCCUUUCUCAAACAAUGUCAAUUCCCUAAAACUCAAUUGGUCUAGUACCAUUUCCGCUCCAAUUACUCACCAAAACAACUCCACCACCGUUACUCCUCCUCCUCGCUCUCUCACUAUUGUAUGCGCUAAAGGCUACAAAAUAAAAACUCACAAGGCAUCCGCUAAGCGAUUUAGGGUAACCGGUGCCGGCAAAAUUGUGCGUAGAAGAGCCGGAAAACAACAUUUGCUCAACAAGAAGAAUAAAAAGAGGAAAUUGCGUCUCUCCAAAAUGAUCCAGGUCAACAGAAGUGACUAUGACAAUGUAAUCAGAGCUUUGCCAUAUCUGAAAGUAAACAGGAAUGUUACAUAAAUGUUGUACUUUUAAAUCUGAGUUAUGAAUCUAGAGGUGUUUAGUAUAAUGAUUUGUGGCAUCUCCAAUAUGCUUUUACACCAUUUGGAAGUUGUUUUAUUUUACAAAUGAAUUGAGGUAGUUUUUGCCACUUGAAAUAUCAGCCACUCUUGAAAAUGUUGCCUUUCCUUGUAUUAUGUAAUAACAAUUUGUAUAUUUAUUAUUGAGUUCCACUAAAUUUAUAUUGGGAUCAAAUA